Octopus bimaculoides (California two-spot octopus) is the source of this 1245-nucleotide messenger RNA. RefSeq names its product high affinity copper uptake protein 1. Gene Ontology annotation, cellular component: membrane. Gene Ontology annotation, molecular function: copper ion transmembrane transporter activity. The record is from RefSeq and is a predicted model, not a curated record. Lineage: Eukaryota; Metazoa; Mollusca; Cephalopoda; Octopoda; Octopodidae. Gene Ontology annotation, biological process: copper ion transmembrane transport.
AACUCAUUCAAACACGAAUACUUCUCGUUUGCCCUCUUCUCUCUCACAAAACUAAGCAGGUCGCCGAUCCUCUCUGACGGACACUAACAAUAAUCUUCACCUUCUCUACGUGUGUUCUUAUCUCUUCCUCUCACUCUCUCCCUCCUUCUCUCUCUCUUUUUUUUACGGAUAUUUAAGUGAAUACUAUUAAUUAUCUUGUGUACCCGGCACGGAGCAUAAUUCGGGACUUCCGAUACCGGGUUUCUCCUGGAUUACGACCUGGAAAUAUUUUCAUCCAGUCAUACUUAAUAGCAAGAAUUAUUGCAAACAAUUAAAGAAAAGGACACGAUGUAUGGACACGGAAAAUAUAUUAUUACUAAACGCACGCACACACACACACACGCCCGCGCGAUGCAAUGAUUCAGCCAUGUUAAACACAAACACCUAAACACACAAACACAUACAUUUCAAUAAAUGUAAUUAUCUCCUGAAAGCCGAUGAAGCAAUUAUUUCAUCGACUUUACUAAACAUUCACAAACAGUUUUUAUAUUUCUACGGAGAUGAAAUUUCUAGUUUAUUUUUGACAUAAAACAUUUUUGUUUUUUUACAAAACUCUGUGACUGAAGUAAAUGUGGAGACAAUCACCCGACAUGAUGCACAGCGCAGUUUUUAACACAAACAAUAACAUAUCACUGUUGGUUAGCAUAUGGAGGAUAAAUUCUCUAAAAGCUUUGACAUUCUCAUGCAUAAUCAUUGGAGUGUUAGCUUUGCUCCAUCAAGGAAUCAAAUUCUUGCUCAUAUACACAGAAGCUGAAGAUAUUCAUAAACAAUUGACGGAAGGUGGUCGAAGCAGAAUUUUCACGAAGCGUCGAAUAUUACAGACUUUACUUCACAUGAUCAAAGUAGCAAAUGGCUACAUACUCAUGCUUGUUGUUAUGACUUUUAACACAUGGAUAUUUGUGACAGUCGUCUGUGGUUUGACUGUCGGUUACUUCUGCUAUGGUUGGUCUAUACAGGACAAUUCUUCACAUAGACCUAUCUCCAAGACAAAAUCAAAGUCUAAAAGCAAAAACAGAGCCAAUGCCAAAACAAACAAAGACAGAGGUCAGACAAAUGGCCAAACGAACAACCCACCGCAUCUGCUGAGCCGAAAUGUCUUGUAUCCUGGCGAACACAUUAGUCAUUUUAUAACACUUCUAGAUCAAGAUUUAGAUGUUACAGAAGUUUAACAAAUAAAGAGAUCGUUUUUUUAAUGUUUUUUUCUAA